AUGCCAGAACAUAAUGUGGACACCAAAGGUCCACAAAGCUCUCGCAGACCAUUAAAACCAGGAGAAUGGGUUUGUCAGGAAGGUAAAUGUUCACAAAUUAACCAGGAACACUUCCGAGUAUGCGAAGGAUGCGGAAAAAGUAAGUUUUUGAGUAUUAUUCUUAUUCUAUGUUUAGACAAACCAAAACCCAAGGUUCGUGCAGCAGCAGAGCUUGGAAAGCAGAUGGCAGAGAAGAGCAAGGGAUUGUUUUCGGCCGAGGAUUGGGCUUGUACAAAGUAUGUUAUCUGUCAUUGAAAAUUCGGGUUCUUUUGUUAAAUUUUGGUGUCUUUUUGGGAAGAAAAUAUAAAUUAAAGGGAAUAGUUGUUUUUUACUGGGUUUUUUUAGAUGUGGCAAUGUAAAUUGGGCCAGAAGAAACACUUGUAAUUUGUGUAACGCUAAACGAUUCAGUGAUGCCGAACAAAGGACAGGUAUGUGUCCAAAGGUAAUCCUUUUACAUCUUCAUUGUUUCAGCUUGCUUUUCCUUUGAAUAAUUAAGUUUUCAGUUAGCUUCAAUUAUAUAUAUUGACUCAUACAUCUGCGCUAUACCUAAUUUUAGCAAUUGAAUAAAUUUUUAUUGUUUUAUACUUAAAAUUGUACAAAUUUAAAGACGUUUAGCUGCAUAAGAUUAAGGUUAACAUUUCUAAUUAAAUAAAAAGUUCUGUUAAGGUUUUGGUGGCGGUUACAAUGACAGACAGAAUGUGGAAUACGUGAAACGAGAAUACGACGAACAGUUUGAUGAAUUUGGUCGUAAAAAGAAGAAAAAGGAUGACGACAAUGGAGAAACGACAUCAAAAGUUGAAAUCCAGUUGGAUGAUGUUGAUGUGGAUAAAAUAUUUGCUGCCGAUGUAAGCUUUUCCUUGUUUUUGUUUAAUUUUUAGGUAAUUUGGAGUAAAAUGCUCCAAAUUCUAUAAUUAUUAGGAAGAUAAGCCGAUAAUAUUAUUUGUUAAAUAAAGGUUGUUCUUACUACUUUUGAUCAAAGGCUGUAAUAUAAUACUUUUUAAUCAUUAUAAAUGAAAUAAACUAUGUCAUUUUAGCCAGACGAAGAAGAUGAUGAAGAAGAAGAGGAAGAAGAUGCUGAUUUGGGCAAGUACGAUUUAACAGCAGACCCGGAGCUUAAAAUUGACAUUGAUUUAUCAAAAUUACAACGAAAGACAUCUGAAGAGAAGAAGGAUGAAGGACAAGGAGAUUGUUCUUCAGAGUAAGUUAUAUGUUUUGUUACCUAAAAAUUUGGGUAUCAUUUUUGUUAAAAUAUAAUUUUGAAUGUUUUUCCUAAAUAUUUUUUUUAUGUUACUUUAACCUUGAUUGAACGACGGUAUUUUAAAGUUGUUUUUAGUUGCUCAUGUUCCUGUAGUGGAGGUGAAUGUUCUUGUGAAGAAAGCGAAGAAGAACGACCACCAGUAAAGAAGUCUCGAUCAGAACGAGAUAGAGAACAUGAACGAAGGUAA
This is a messenger RNA of Bursaphelenchus okinawaensis, 1484 nucleotides long. NCBI's taxonomy places the organism in Eukaryota, Metazoa, Nematoda, Chromadorea, Rhabditida, Aphelenchoididae. The record is from the annotation of a GenBank genome assembly.